Molecule: messenger RNA, 2222 nt
Organism: Drosophila arizonae
Lineage: Eukaryota; Metazoa; Arthropoda; Insecta; Diptera; Drosophilidae
Gene: hfp
Product: Poly(U)-binding-splicing factor hfp
Biological process (GO): alternative mRNA splicing, via spliceosome; mRNA splice site recognition; regulation of alternative mRNA splicing, via spliceosome
Cellular component (GO): precatalytic spliceosome; catalytic step 2 spliceosome
Molecular function (GO): RNA binding
Source: RefSeq, a predicted model, not a curated record
CUUUUCGUCGUAUCCAUUUUUCUUGACGUCACUCGUUUUCGCAAAAUAUUAAUCUUCAAUUUAAAUCCUAUAUAUAAAUAAUUAAAUAAACUAAAAAAAGUUUUAACUCUGCGCACUAAGACGAUGGGAAGCAACGAUAGAGCCUCCAGAUCGCCACGUUCGGAUGACCAGCGCGAUAUCGGCGAAAUGCCAGCCACAAAGCGUUCGCGCUCAGACUCGGGCAAGUCGGCGGAUACGAAAAUUCCCUACCUUUCGCAGCCAUUGUACGAUCUGAAACAGACUGGUGAUGUUAAAUUUGGACCUGGCACACGAUCCGCUCUGUUGGGAUUACUGGGAGGUGCUCUGCCCAAGCUGACAUCGGAGCAACAUGAUCUGGUUAGCAAGGCCAAAAAGUAUGCCAUGGAGCAGAGUAUUAAAAUGGUUUUGAUGAAGCAAACACUCGCCCAUCAGCAACAACAAUUGGCCACCCAACGCACCCAGGUGCAAAGACAACAGGCUCUAGCUUUGAUGUGCAGAGUCUACGUGGGCAGCAUUUCUUUCGAGCUCAAGGAGGACACAAUUCGCGCCGCCUUUACACCCUUUGGACCCAUAAAAUCCAUUAACAUGUCCUGGGACCCCAUUACACAAAAGCACAAAGGCUUUGCAUUUGUUGAGUAUGAAAUACCAGAAGGAGCGCAAUUGGCACUGGAGCAAAUGAAUGGCGCCCUGAUGGGUGGCCGAAACAUCAAAGUGGGUCGGCCAAGCAACAUGCCACAGGCACAACAGGUUAUCGAUGAGGUACAAGAGGAGGCCAAAAGUUUCAACCGCAUAUAUGUGGCAUCUAUACAUCCAGAUCUUUCGGAGGAUGACAUUAAAAGCGUAUUUGAGGCAUUUGGACCUAUUCUCUAUUGUAAGCUAGCUCAAGGCACAUCUGUGCACACGCACAAGGGCUACGGUUUUAUCGAGUAUGCUAACAAACAGGCCAUGGACGAGGCCAUUGCUAGCAUGAAUCUCUUCGAUUUGGGUGGCCAGUUGCUGCGCGUUGGUCGAUCGAUUACGCCGCCAAAUGUUUUGUCCUGCCCUGCUACAAAUUCAACAAUGCCAACGGCUGCAGCUGUUGCUGCGGCAGCUGCCACAGCUAAGAUUCAAGCUCUGGAUGCUGUCGCUAGCAAUGCAGUCCUGGGUUUGGCGCAAAACACACCCGGCUUAGGGAUUGCGGCCAAGGUGAAUGCCAUGCCCGUUGUUAGUGCAGUUACCUCGGCUGCAGCUCUGCAUCCAGCGCUGGCGGUGCCUACGGCGCCAGCCGCCGCUUUGUUGCCUCCAGGCAUGUACCAGGCGCCUGGCUUGGGUGGUCCCAGUUUGUUAGGGGUGCCAACUGGCCUGCCCACGCUUCAGAGUGUGGCACCGACACUACCGCCUCCAGCGUUGCUUGCGACGCCGCCAUCAGCUGUUGCUUUAGCAGCCGCUGCAGCGGCAGUGCCCGCUGCGGUUUCAGCUGUGCCGCUUGGAAUCGUAGAGGCAAGCAACGGAACGCCAGUGGUUUUGUCAGCAGCCGCCAACAAUGCUGCGGCCACUGCAGCAAAUCUGUCCGAGAAUAUUAAGAAGGCACAGGAAAAGCAACAGGAGGAGCUACAAAAGAAGCUGAUGGACGAGGGCGAUGUGCAGACGCUUCAGCAGCAAGAGAAUAUGUCCAUCAAGGGACAAAGUGCACGUCAGCUGGUGAUGCAAAGGCUAAUGCGGCCACAGGACUCGCGUGUCAUCAUCUUGCGAAAUAUGGUCGGACCCGAUGAUGUGGAUGAGACUUUACAGGAGGAGAUCCAAGAAGAGUGCAGCAAAUUUGGCACAGUUAGUCGUGUUAUCAUCUUCAACGAAAAGCAAACGGAAAACGAGGACGAUGACGAGGCAGAAAUUAUUGUGAAAAUCUUUGUGGAAUUCUCAGCAGGGGUUGAAGCUGUGCGUGGCAAGGAUGCCCUCCAUGGGCGUUUCUUUGGAGGACGUCGAGUGGUGGCCGAGCUAUAUGAUCAGGCGCUUUUCGAUCAGGGUGAUCUUUCCGGUUAGGAUGAGGAAAAUAAAACAGCGAAUGUAUCUUUAGUCUUAACAGAUUCGGACAUUUCUCUGGCAGCAAUAGCCUCUUUUUUACUUAUUCUAGAACUCAAAAGAACACUUAUUUAUUACUUGGCGAAGAAGGAGGUUGUACAUUUUUUGAGCAGCAGCUAUGGUUCAACACACAGUAUCUAUUAUAA